Scedosporium apiospermum is the source of this 1224-nucleotide messenger RNA. RefSeq lists its product as uncharacterized. Gene Ontology annotation, biological process: meiotic DNA recombinase assembly; reciprocal meiotic recombination; DNA repair. Gene Ontology annotation, cellular component: replication fork; Rad51C-XRCC3 complex; Rad51B-Rad51C-Rad51D-XRCC2 complex. Gene Ontology annotation, molecular function: crossover junction DNA endonuclease activity; ATP-dependent DNA damage sensor activity; ATP hydrolysis activity. The coding region runs from base 1 to 1224 and encodes 407 amino acids. The transcript has 6 exons. NCBI's taxonomy places the organism in Eukaryota, Fungi, Ascomycota, Sordariomycetes, Microascales, Microascaceae. The record is from RefSeq and is a predicted model, not a curated record.
AUGGAGUGUCUUCAGGAUCGCCUACCAGCCGUGUCGGCCGCACAAGCGCUCGAGGAUCUGAACGACGAUCCCUCACAAUGCGUGUCAACAGGGCUCUGCAAGCUCGACCGAGCGCUGUCAGCCACGCCAGAAAGUCUCCGACGACUGCGAACCGGUGACGAUAAUGUCCACCCUGCAGCCCCGUCCGGUGUACAUCGGGGCCAAGUUACCGAGAUUUGGGGCCCUCCCGGUGUGGGGAAGACCGCUAUGGGGAUUCAGAUUGCAUCUUCCGCCCUGUCUGAUGGACGCGGCGUAGUGUGGGUAGACGUCGCCGAAGCCGUGCACUCGAGGGAACGGUCGGGCAACAAGAAUUCAGGCAGGGGCAUCUCCGAUGAGCGUCUUGGACAGAACAAUGGCGAUGACUGGCCGUUCGUGCACUACACAUGCGCAAGCCUGGCGCACUUCAUCGCUCUCCUCUGUAGACCCGUGACGAAGAGCUUGCCAGCAAACACUGCCGUGGUUGUUGUGGAUUCACUUUCUGCACUUCUAAACGAGACAUUCCCCAAGGCACCGGAUGGUCGCAAGGGCUUCAAGUCUGGCAAAGGAUCCGGGCUCUCCCCAAGGCGACUGCAAACAUUACAGUACGUCAUUGGUGCACUUCAGAAGCUUGCUGCUACGCGAAAUUGCGCGGUGGUUCUGCUCUCUCAAUGCGCGACCAAGUUGCAGUCCCAUAAUCGUGGCGCGGCAUUGGUGCCCAGCAUCGGGGCCAGCGUAUGGGAUCAAGGGAUCCCGACCAGGUUGGUCCUAUUCAGAGACUGGAUGUGGAAGGAUGGGGCCCCCACAAACACCUGCUUCGUAGGGAUUCAGAGGCUCGCUGGGAAGAACCUCCCUAAUCCAGUUCGGAGGGUGGCUGCAUUCAGAAUCGAAUCGUCUGGGCUCACCGAGAUCGACUACGAUGAAGCAGAUCAGAAGCGGAUACUCCGUCUCGGCGAUGCCAAACCUCAGAUGAAGCGCAAGCUCGGGGUUACGAGGCUAGAGGUUCCUGACAGUGACGAGGACUAUGGAUGGGACUCGGACGACGAUGCGCAUCUGCCUCCCGAACCGCCACAAUGGCAGGGGAGCGAGGACCUCAUCAUCGGCACGCAGCGGAGCCUUGAUGGAGAGGACACCGAAGACGAUGCCGACGAAGAGGCCGAUCAGAGUCCCGAUCGGCUGGGCGCUACUGCCGAAGACACUCGGCAGUGA